Racocetra fulgida is the source of this 723-nucleotide messenger RNA. NCBI's taxonomy places the organism in Eukaryota, Fungi, Glomeromycota, Glomeromycetes, Diversisporales, Gigasporaceae. The record is from the annotation of a GenBank genome assembly.
AUGAACGUAGAGGAUACAACGAAGCGUCUUCAUUUUCUUUGGGGCACUUCUCAUACUUUACUACCUACCGUCCACGGUUUAUUAGCUUUUUAUAUACAAAAAUUUACUCAAUGUGCAAUUAAUGAAGAUCUAAAUCUUGCCGAUGGUGUCAGGCGAAGAUAUUGUGCGCAUUGCGGAAGUAUUUUCGUCCCUGGGUUAAACACUCAGGUACGACUUGACGUAAAAAAGAAACGAAAAAGAAAGAAAUCAAAAACAGAUAAGGAAGAAACUUUUCAAGGCGUUGAAGAACGUAACACGCCUACAAAAACGAUCACUAUUAAAAAGAAACAGCGGAUUAUACACUUUGAAUCGUCAUUCUCUAGUAAUCAAACAAAUAGCAUUGCCACAUUUCAGAGCGAUUUAAAACAUGCCAAUCACCAACAGCGUCAAAAUCAUAAAAAUAUCUUAUCUUAUAUUUGUACUUUGUGUCAAACUGAGGCAAGAUUCGCUAGAAGUAGUGCUAUUAGAAAUAUCCUAUCCGCAGGUAAUCACAAUCAGCAAACGCAAGUUAUCAAUGUCACCACCACAACGCCUAUAUCGGUGACACAAACACCCGAAGUAUCUGGUAAAGGAUCAGUAUCGAUUCAAAAACAAAAUUUUGCUGAUAGCAAUAAACCAAAGAAAAAAAAGCAGAAAACUCAGCUUCAACAAUUAUUAGCCGAGGAAAAAAGAAAAGAAAGAUGA